Messenger RNA from Dermatophagoides pteronyssinus (European house dust mite), 342 nucleotides. RefSeq lists its product as uncharacterized. The record is from RefSeq and is a predicted model, not a curated record. NCBI's taxonomy places the organism in Eukaryota, Metazoa, Arthropoda, Arachnida, Sarcoptiformes, Pyroglyphidae.
AUGCAUAUUUCAACACCUUCAAAAUUCGAAUAUAGCCAUCGUUCCGGUCAUUCAAUUCGAUUCAAGGACAAUUUGUUGGAUAAAUCACAUAAUGGCAAAGAAAGAAAAAACUUACCCAAAAAAUCGAAAAAAAAACAAUCACCAUCGAAACCGAAACAGAAAAACAAAUUGAAACUUAACAACAACAACAACAACAAAAUCGAUGCUAAAGAAAAUUAUUUAACAACGAUGAUGACGACGAAGAUGACGACUGAAGAAUUGGGCGUAUGUUGUAUGCUGAGCACACACACAACAAACUAUGUUGGUGGUAAAAACUGAAGCAAGAAACGAAAGAAAAAUAUU